ACAAGAUCCAUGUACUAUAAAAUUUGGUGGAUGUGCACAUAUCCUUCUCUAAACGGAUGUAAGCAGAAAACCUCCCUAGCGAGUUUUCCGAGAUAAUCUCCGGCUAGUGCCUCGCUAGUGCAGUGAGCAAAUGCCAGUGCAGUGACGACUGGGGGAGGAGAGCGUAGAGGCAGGCGGCCAUUACAUAGCUGAGUUCCCCUGGAAGGUCGGAGGGAGAAGGGAGGCAGCUUGUGUGGUUCUUGCGGCGUCCCUCUGUGAUACACCCGCUGGACCGGUGUGUUCUUCCGAGUACCACACUAGCUAGCUAGCUAAUUUUACUACGGUUAUUGAAAGGCUCGGGCCCGCUUUUUUAGCGUGAUACCUUCUCUGACUUGGGAACGUCAGUGUAGGCAUAGGCAAUCUGCAAAGUACUUGAAGGAGUAAAAUUAACGUUAAAAAUCUAGCUAACGAAAGCUAGCUAGUACAGCAGAUAUAACCACCUUAUUACGAUAAUUCAAAAUUGGUGUGUGUUUCAAAAUGGACGAAAAAUCUUUUACGAAGGAACUGGACCAAUGGGUCGAACAGCUGAAUGAAUGUAAGCAGUUGACGGAGAACCAAGUGAGGACGCUUUGCGAAAAGGCCAAAGAGAUUCUGACCAAGGAGUCGAACGUGCAGGAAGUCCGCUGUCCCGUCACGGUCUGCGGAGAUGUCCACGGCCAGUUCCACGACCUCAUGGAGCUCUUCAGGAUCGGGGGAAAGUCGCCCGACACCAACUACCUGUUCAUGGGCGACUACGUAGACAGAGGCUACUACUCAGUGGAGACCGUCACACUUCUUGUAGCGUUAAAGGUGCGUUACCCAGAGCGCAUCACCAUUUUGAGAGGCAACCACGAGAGCCGGCAGAUCACGCAGGUGUACGGCUUCUACGACGAGUGCCUGAGGAAGUACGGCAACGCCAACGUGUGGAAGUACUUCACCGACCUCUUCGACUAUCUCCCGCUGACCGCGCUGGUAGACGGACAGAUCUUCUGCCUGCAUGGAGGCCUUUCGCCCUCAAUAGACACACUGGAUCACAUCCGGGCCCUGGACCGCCUGCAGGAAGUUCCACAUGAGGGCCCGAUGUGUGACCUCCUGUGGUCGGACCCGGACGACCGCGGCGGCUGGGGGAUCUCGCCGAGGGGCGCCGGCUACACCUUCGGACAGGACAUCUCCGAAACCUUCAACCACGCCAACGGGCUCACCCUGGUGUCCCGCGCCCAUCAGCUGGUCAUGGAGGGCUACAACUGGUGCCAUGACCGAAACGUGGUCACCAUUUUCAGUGCGCCAAACUACUGCUAUCGCUGUGGCAACCAGGCUGCCAUCAUGGAACUGGAUGAUACUCUUAAAUACUCUUUCCUUCAGUUUGACCCUGCGCCUCGCCGCGGAGAGCCCCACGUCACCCGCCGCACCCCUGACUACUUCCUAUAAGAGUCUGCAGCGCCCCCAGUUGGCUUGGUGUAGGACUGCAGCAAUAUGUCAAAAGCAAAAAAAUAAAAUAAAAAAUACAAAUCUUGAUUGCGUAUAUAUUAAAAAGAAUCAAAUCAGUGAGAUAUGUUAUAACAUUAAAGCACUAACAUGGACCAAAAUGUGCCAUAUAAGCAUUAGUACACAUAUACAAAAUGCCCAAUGUUGCCGUACUGCAAGUGUCCCAUAUGGCUUUCAGCUCAACAGUGAAAGAUUGCCUGCUGUAUGCUAUUGGUAGUAACGUUGUUUCUGUUCUGGAUUGUAUGAUAUUCAAAAAAAAAAAAAAAAAAAGAAAAAUGUACCAACUUGAUAUUUUCAACUUCACUGGCAAAUUGUUCAUUUUGAGUUGUAGCAAUGCUGGGCAUGUUAACUAGGAUGUCAUUUUAUAACAAUGCACAAGCUUUACACCCUCCCUCCAGUCCAUGAACUUACCUCUCCUGCAAACGCUCAUCUUUGCUUUCAUUUUUAAGGGCCUGCCUUAGCCCCUCCCCUUUUACUGCCUGAUCUUACCAUUUGAGUUUACUGUUCCUUUUUUUCCUGUAAAUUUGUCAUGCAGUGAUUGCAUCUUUGGUGUAUUUGAACAAAUAAAGUACUUUUGAUCGUGACCCUACACACUGCUGAAA
Anguilla rostrata (American eel) is the source of this 2105-nucleotide messenger RNA. RefSeq names its product serine/threonine-protein phosphatase 2A catalytic subunit beta isoform. Gene Ontology annotation, biological process: mitotic cell cycle. The transcript has 7 exons. Gene Ontology annotation, molecular function: protein serine/threonine phosphatase activity. NCBI's taxonomy places the organism in Eukaryota, Metazoa, Chordata, Actinopteri, Anguilliformes, Anguillidae. Bases 517 to 1446 code for a protein of 309 amino acids. The record is from RefSeq and is a predicted model, not a curated record. Gene Ontology annotation, cellular component: cytosol.